Molecule: messenger RNA, 773 nt
Organism: Suillus clintonianus
Lineage: Eukaryota; Fungi; Basidiomycota; Agaricomycetes; Boletales; Suillaceae
Product: putative cyclophilin
Exons: 4
Coding region: 72-560 (162 amino acids)
Biological process (GO): protein folding; protein peptidyl-prolyl isomerization
Molecular function (GO): peptidyl-prolyl cis-trans isomerase activity
Source: RefSeq, a predicted model, not a curated record
CAUCGUCCGACUCUCCUUUUAUCAGAGCAACUCUCGCAAGCGGCUCAAUCUCAGUUUCUCUCUUAUCCAUCAUGGCUAACGUUUACUUUGACAUCACCAUCGGCGGCGCCCCAUCUGGACGCAUCGUCUUCAAGCUCUUUGACGCAGACGUGCCAAAGACCGCUAGGAACUUCCGUGAGCUGUGCACCGGUCAAAAUGGUUAUGGAUAUGCUGGCUCUGGCUUCCAUCGCAUCAUUCCUUCCUUCAUGCUUCAGGGUGGUGACUUCACCAGGCACAAUGGCACUGGUGGCAAGUCUAUCUACGGCGAGAAGUUUGCUGAUGAAAACUUCAAACUGAAGCACACUAAGCCCGGACUUCUGUCCAUGGCAAACGCCGGCAAGAACACUAACGGCUCGCAGUUCUUCAUCACCACCAUCAUCACUAGCUGGCUCGAUGGUGCUCACGUAGUGUUCGGUGAGGUCAUCGAAGGCAUGGAACUCGUGAAGGCUAUCGAGAAGCUUGGAUCUGAAUCUGGCAAGCCUAAAGCUGAAGUCAAGAUCUCCGCCAGUGGUACAUUGUAAGAUAUAUGAGUAAUGCAGAAAGUUCCGAAGCAAGAAGAUACUUUUAUUCAUCACGAAUAAAGCUUGUACGUUUUGGUAUUAUAGAUAUUUUGAGAAGAUUGCAGUGUGACCUUGUCGGUAUCGAUAUGCAAUCCAUCGCAGAGAUUAGAUGAUUGUAGAUCUAUUCAACAUGAAACAUUACGUUCACAAUGUCCACAAUUGGCAUUGCAUUCA